AUGGGGAGCAUGACUUGGGCCCCACCCACGGUGAGGAUUAUCCAUUCGGGCCUCGCCUGUAACAUUGAGGAGGAGCGGUAUUCGGAAAGAGUGUACACCAUUCGUGAAGGGGAGACCCUGGAGCUGAUGUGUUUGGUUACAGGCCAUCCCCGGCCACAGAUCAGGUGGACAAAAACAGCAGGAAGUGCCUCUGACCGGUUUCAAGAUUCAAGUGUUUUUAAUGAGACCCUGAGGAUCACAAACAUACAGCGACAUCAAGGAGGGCGCUACUAUUGCAAAGCUGAAAACGGCUUGGGCUCACCAGCAAUCAAGUCAAUAAGGGUAGACGUAUACUAUUUGGAUGAUCCAAUUGUGACAGUUCACCAGAGCAUUGGUGAAGCAAAAGAACAGUUUUACUACGAGAGAACUGUGUUUCUUAGGUGUGUAGCCAAUUCCAACCCACCUGUUCGGUACAGUUGGAGGCGAGGGCAAGAGGUGCUAUUACAAGGAUCCGACAAAGGUGUUGAAAUUUAUGAGCCCUUCUUUACGCAGGGUGAAACCAAGAUUCUGAAGUUGAAGAAUCUUCGACCUCAGGACUACGCCAACUACAGCUGCAUUGCAUCAGUCAGGAACGUCUGCAAUAUUUCUGACAAAAUGAUAUCAUUCCGCCUUUCCAACAAAACAGCCUCUCCUUCAAUCAAACUAUUGGUGGAUGAUCCCAUUGUGGUGAACCCUGGAGAAGCCAUCACUUUGGUUUGUGUCACAACAGGUGGUGAGCCACUCCCAACCCUAACCUGGGUAAGAUCUGUGGGUACCUUACCUGAGAAGAUAAUACUGAAAGGUGGGACGUUGACCAUCCCUGCUAUUAAUUCUGAUGAUGCUGGCACUUAUAGCUGCAUUGCCAACAACAACGUGGGGAAUCCAGCAAAGAAGUCCACCAACAUCAUUGUCCGAGCCUUGAAGAAAGGACGGUUCUGGAUCACACCUGACCCAUAUCAUAAAGACGACAACAUUCAGAUUGGAAGAGAGGUCAAGAUUUCUUGUCAAGUGGAAGCGAUUCCCUCUGAAGAGCUCAUGUUCAGUUGGUUUAAAAAUGGUCGACCACUGCGCAGCUCUGAAAGGAUGGUGAUUACUCAAACAGAUCCUGAUGUCUCUCCUGGAACCACCAAUUUGGACAUCAUUGAUUUGAAAUUUACGGAUUUUGGGACAUACACAUGUGUUGCAGCUCUGAAAGGUGGUGGUAUCUCAGAUAUCAGCAUCGAUGUCAACAUUUCCAGCAGCACAGUUCCACCCAACCUGACUGUUCCACAAGAAAAGUCACCCUUGGUCACCAGAGAAGGAGAUACCAUUGAACUGCAGUGCCAGGUGACCGGGAAACCCAAGCCUAUCAUCCUCUGGUCCAGGGCAGACAAGGAAGUUCCCAUGCCAGAUGGGACAAUGCAGAUGGAGAGCUAUGAUGGCAUCCUGCGGAUUGUCAAUGUCUCAAGGGAGAUGACAGGGACCUACAGGUGUCAAACCAGUCAAUACAAUGGAUUUAAUGUCAAGCCAAGGGAAGCAUUGGUACAGCUGAUCGUACAGUACCCACCUGCUGUUGAACCAACAUUCCUUGAGAUUCGACAAGGCCAAGGCCGAAGUGUGACCAUGAGCUGCCGGGUGCUGAGGGCUUAUCCAACUCGGGUUUUGACCUUUGAGUGGCGAUUGGGCAGCAAGCUUCUUCGGACAGGAAGAUUUGAUGCUCAAGACUCCACAGAGUAUAUAAUCAGGAGCCUAUCAAGGGACAGUUAUGGAAAUUACAGUUGCAACAUCAUCAACGAGGCAGGGGCUGGCCGCUGCAGUUUUCUUGUGUCAGGCAAAGCAUAUGCUCCAGAAUUCUACUAUGACACCUACAAUCCAUUGUGGCAGAACAGAGCCCGUGUGUAUGCCUACAGCCUAGAAUGGACCCAGAUGAAUCCUGAUGCUGUGGACCGCAUCCUCACCUAUCAUCUGGGGAUCCGGCAGGCUGGACAGCAACGCUGGUGGGAACAGGAAAUUACUGUGAAUGGGAAGAUCCAGAAAGGAGAAUUAAUAACCUACAACUUGACAGAACUCAUCAAGCCUGAGGCUUAUGAAGUUCGCCUGACACCAGUCACUAUUUUUGGAGAUGGAGAUGCAACCAUUCGUGUAAUCAAGUACAGUGCUCCAAUGAACCCACAUUUACGAGAAUUCCACUGUGGCUUUGAAGAUGGCAACAUUUGUUUAUUCACCCAAGAUGAAAAGGACAGCUUUGAUUGGACAAGACAAAACAUUGUCCUUCGAGACACAAAAUACACCCCAAACACUGGACCUAAUGCUGACCGGUCAGGUUCCAAGGAAGGAUUUUUCAUGUACAUUGAAGCAUCCAGUCCGAGAAAAGAAGGUGAUAGAGCAAGGCUCAUUAGCCCAGUUUUUAGCAUCCCUCCCAAAAACCCAUAUGGAACCACCAAUACCGCAUAUUGCUUCAGUUUUUAUUACAACAUGUAUGGUCAACACAUAGGCACAUUAAAUGUUUAUUUGCGGUUAAAAAGUCCGACGUCAUCAGAAAGUCCAUUCUGGUCUACAACUGGGAACAAAGGACAACAUUGGUUUCAAGCCCGUGUAAAUAUACAUCCAAAUUCAUCAUUUCAGAUUGUUUUUGAAGGCAUCCGUGGCCGAGGCAUUGAAGGAGACAUUGCUAUUGAUGAUAUCUCAAUUGUGGAAGGAGAAUGCACAAAAUCGGAUUAUGUAAAUAACCAUAUACCUUCAGAAGCAAUCAGGCCACUGCCCCAUAUACGGAGUUUCCCCAUUUUUCUUCUUGUGUCUGUCUUAAUUCAUCAGAGGUGACCUUAU
Messenger RNA from Pseudonaja textilis, 2823 nucleotides. The record is from RefSeq and is a predicted model, not a curated record. Lineage: Eukaryota; Metazoa; Chordata; Lepidosauria; Squamata; Elapidae.